Molecule: messenger RNA, 1960 nt
Organism: Melospiza georgiana
Lineage: Eukaryota; Metazoa; Chordata; Aves; Passeriformes; Passerellidae
Gene: OGFOD1
Product: 2-oxoglutarate and iron dependent oxygenase domain containing 1
Exons: 13
Coding region: 1-1614 (537 amino acids)
Biological process (GO): peptidyl-proline hydroxylation; regulation of translational termination
Cellular component (GO): cytoplasm
Molecular function (GO): iron ion binding; L-ascorbic acid binding; peptidyl-proline dioxygenase activity
Source: RefSeq, a predicted model, not a curated record
AUGGCCACCAAGCGUCGCGGAGUGGCAGCGCCGGCGGCGGCGAAGCGCGGGAGGCGCGAGGCGCGCGCGGAGCUCUGCGCGGCCCUCGGGGACGCGGCGCUGCGGGAGCGCGCAGGGGCGGCCUGGGCCCGCGGGGAGCGGCUCCGGCACGAUGCGGUGGUGCUGGAGCCGGCCCCGUUCCGGCACGGUGUCAUUCCCGGUUUUCUGGCGGGCUCGGCUUUCGCGGAGGCGCUGCGGGAUGAACUGCUGGGUCUCGAUUUCCGCGGGCGGCGCAACGACCUCCUCUCGCUGCAGCAGUCCGAGGAGCUGGGGGCAAGCCCGGAGCCCCACGUCGCUGCCCUGAGGCGUGCUCUGUGUGAAGAAUUCCAAGUGUGGCUUUCUGCUGUGACCCAGAUAGAGCUGGAGCCAACUAUUGACAUAUCCUGUGCUAAAUAUGAAUAUACUGAUGUGUUGCUGUGCCACGAUGAUGAGCUGGAAGGUCGCAGAAUCGCCUUCAUCCUGUACCUCGUCCCACCCUGGGAGAAAAGUGAUGGGGGAACGCUGGAUCUGUUCAGCACAGAUGAACACUUUCAGCCACAGCAGAUCACCAAGUCAUUAGUGCCUUCAUGGAACACCCUGGUUUUCUUUGAAGUGUCUCCAGUCUCUUUCCACCAGGUGUCAGAGGUUCUGUCACAGAAGUGCCGUCUGUCCGUGAGCGGUUGGUUCCACGGCCCCUCCGUGGCCAGGCCUGCACGGCACAUUGAAGCCCCCUUGGCCAGGAGCCCACACGUCCCCUGUGAUCAUGAAAUAUUGUAUGAGUGGAUCAAUCAAGUUUAUUUGGACCUGGACUCCCAAGCUCAAAUCCAGGAGGAAUUUGAGGAGCGAUCAGAAAUUCUCCUGAAAGACUUUCUUAAGAAAGAGAAAUACCAACUACUGUGUGAAGCAUUGGAGAACAAAGAGAUCCAGUGGAGUAGUCGGGGGCCAGCCAAUAAAAGACUCUAUGAGGCAGCAGAGGAAGACAGCCUCCCAGACACCCUGAAGAAAUUCCUGCAGCUGCUGCGCUCUGAGGCCUUAUUUUUACUGCUUUCCAACUUCACUGGCCUAAAACUGCACUUCCUGGCUCCCUCUGAUGAGGAUGAAGACGCUGGGGAGGGACAAGCAGCAGACAUCAGUGGGCACAGCAGUCCCAAACCUGAGCAGGAAGAGGCUGAACAACCAGCUAAUGGCAAUUCCCAUCAGCCACACCAGCCUGAGAGCAGCCCUGAAGCACAGGACAGUGAGACACAGAGCAGCUCGGGCAGCCCUGUGUGUGCAGGGGAGCUGCGGCGCUGGACCCACGGGCACUACACUCUGGUCCACGACUCUCAAGCCACAGAAUUUGCUCUUGACCUGCUCUUCUUCUGUGGCUGUGAAGACUGGGAUCCUGAAUAUGGUGGCUUUACUUCCUACAUUGCUAAAGGUGAAGAUGAAGAGCUGUUGACAGUGAAUCCAGAGGACAACUGCUUGGCCUUAGUUUAUAGAGACAAAGAAACGAUGAAGUUUGUGAAAUACAUCAACCAUCGAAGCUUGGCACGCCUGAACAAGCAUCCAAACAAAACAGGAUUUUGGGACUUUUCCUUUGUCUAUUAUGAGUGAUGGUGUGGUGUGACCACUGUCACAGAGAACAGUGGUGGGUGCUGGGCAGGUUCCCACACAGACAUUCAGCUCUGACCUAAGCACAGACAAACUUUGCUCAUGCAACUCCAUCAUGCUGCAUAAUGUGGGGGCAGGUGGGUUUUUUUAACUGCAAAAAGGGGAAUUCAGUCUUCUCCUGAGUCCAUUGUAGCACACUCUCAACUGCUUUUAAUGCUUUGUGGGUGAGGUUGUCACACAGCUGUCACAUUUCCAGCCGUUCUCUCGUGGGAGCAGCACAGUGGCAUCUCUGACCCACCAGGGUGAGAAUUACAACUGUCCAUUGCCCCAGGCUGCUGACUGAUUUUAU